AUGGGAGGGACGGCUCGGGAGAGCCCGGAGGACUGCCGCUUUCUGGACGCAGAAGCAUCCAAGACGCGAAAGAAGACCUGCACCAGAUACCAGAUCUGUGGGCUGCUCUUCAGCGUGCUGCUCAUUUCUCUUAUUUUGAUAUUUUUUGGUGUCAAAUAUCUCUGGAACCCAACACCCAGAAAAGUUUACGACAUGGAACACACGUUCUUCAGCCACGGCGAGAAGAAGAAGAUUGUGAUGGAGAUUGACCCGCUGGCCAGGACAGAGACCUUCAGGAGCGGGAAUGGCAGCGAGGAAAUCCUGGAGAUCCAUGACUUCAAAAAUGGAAUAACUGGCAUCUUCUUUGUCGGUCUUCAAAAAUGUUUCAUCAAAACUCAGACUAAAGUUCUGCCUGAGACGACAGAGGCCAAGAUCCCUGAGCUCGAGGGAGAAGAAAUCACAACCACCUACUUUGAGCAGUCCGUGGUCUGGGUGCCUGGGGAAAAGCCCAUUCAGAACAAGGAAUUCCUGAAGAGCUCCAAAAUUUUUGACAUCUGCAGAAAUGUGACCAUCUACUGGAUUCACCCCACGCCGAUAGCAGCUCCUGAGCUGGCCAACCUUGAAGGGGCAGAAGAAGAAGACCCUGAGCUGCUUGUGGACAACCAGAGCUGGUUGGAUGGGGGGAAUGAACAUGAGGUGGAGAAGGAUGCGCAGCCAGGGCCCAAGCGUCGGGCACGGCAGCUCACCGAGGAGGACCUGCCCGUCAAUGACUACUCGGAGAACGGGCUGGAGUUCCACCCUUUGUGGGAUGAGCGAGGUUACUGCUGUGCCCAGUGCCGCCGUGCCAACCGCUACUGCCGGCGGGGCUGCGCAAAACCCCUCCUGGGUUACUACCCCUACCCCUACUGCUACCAGGGUGGGAGGGUCAUCUGCCGAAUCAUCAUGCCCUGCAACUGGUGGAUUGCACGGAUGCUGGGCAGGGUGUAGCACCCACCGUGCAGCACCCA
Molecule: messenger RNA, 986 nt
Organism: Cariama cristata (Red-legged seriema)
Lineage: Eukaryota; Metazoa; Chordata; Aves; Cariamiformes; Cariamidae
Gene: TNMD
Product: tenomodulin
Exons: 7
Coding region: 1-966 (321 amino acids)
Biological process (GO): negative regulation of angiogenesis; negative regulation of endothelial cell proliferation
Source: RefSeq, a predicted model, not a curated record